Medicago truncatula (barrel medic) is the source of this 402-nucleotide messenger RNA. RefSeq names its product protein MAIN-LIKE 1-like. Lineage: Eukaryota; Viridiplantae; Streptophyta; Magnoliopsida; Fabales; Fabaceae. Gene Ontology annotation, biological process: meristem maintenance; meristem development. The record is from RefSeq and is a predicted model, not a curated record. The coding region runs from base 1 to 402 and encodes 133 amino acids. The transcript has a single exon.
AUGAAAGAGCUUGGUAAGCCGGAGGCGGGUUUGAGGUGGUUUUGGGAGCCUGUGGAGGGGUCUGGCUUACAUGAUUUGAUAUACACGGGAUAUUCUAGUGUCACCCAUGCCAUGAUACGUGCUAUGUGCGAGAGGUGGCACAUGGAGACCAGUAGUUUUCAUCUACCUGUGGGGGAGAUGACGAUCACUUUGGAUGAUGUGCAUAAUCUCCUACACAUUCAUAUUCACGGCCGCAUGUUGGACCACGACGAGGCAAUGGAUCGGGACCGUGCGAUUGAUUUGAUGAUCAGGUUGUUGGGCAUGUCAGAUGCUGAUGCUAGGGCUGAGGUUAGGACUGAGUCUGCUGGUCAUAUUAGUUAUCCCACGGCUGGAGGAGCCACAGACGAGGGAGGAGCAUCAUGA